This is a messenger RNA of Pelmatolapia mariae (spotted tilapia), 2553 nucleotides long. It is a transcript of the gene kri1, whose product is annotated as KRI1 homolog. Gene Ontology annotation, biological process: endonucleolytic cleavage in ITS1 to separate SSU-rRNA from 5.8S rRNA and LSU-rRNA from tricistronic rRNA transcript (SSU-rRNA, 5.8S rRNA, LSU-rRNA). The transcript has 18 exons. The record is from RefSeq and is a predicted model, not a curated record. Gene Ontology annotation, cellular component: nucleolus; 90S preribosome. NCBI's taxonomy places the organism in Eukaryota, Metazoa, Chordata, Actinopteri, Cichliformes, Cichlidae. The coding region runs from base 99 to 2399 and encodes 766 amino acids.
CAAGCGUUGCCAUGCUUCUGUGAGCGACCUGGAUUACUUCUCUUGGCUGUGUUUACUUGUGAUUUUUAAACUACAGGGGACUUUUUUUCUGUGAAAACAUGUCGGGAAAGUCGGAGCUGAAGAUUAACUCUCAGUUCGCGCAGAAAUAUGAGAAGUAUCGACAGAAAGAAGAGCUGCAGAGACUGAAGGAUCGCUACGGAGACCGAGCAGAUGAGAGUGACUCGGGGUCUUCAGAGUCCAGCUCCGAUGACAGUGAAGUGGAGCUGGACCCUGAUGUUGAGAGGGAUUUUUACCGGACUCUGUCGCUGCUGAAGAAGAAGGACCCAAAGAUCUACGAGAGAGAUGCUAAGUUCUAUUCAGAAGGUGCAUCCAGCAGUGAUGCAAAACCUUCCACCUCGAAGGAGAAAGCAGUAAAGCCCAUGUAUCUUAAAGACUAUGAAAGAAAAGUCAUCCUGGAAAGGGAAGGAAAAUAUGAAGAUGAUGACGACGACAGCGAUGAUGAGGAGGCUGUCAAGAGAAAAGAGAGAGCCGCCUCUCCCAGCUACAUGCAGGAGCAGAAGGAGCUGAAGGAAAGCUUCUGGAAGUUCAUCCAGGACAGCGAUGACGAUGAUGAAGCUGGUGAGGCAGACAGAGCGUCCCAGCUGCUGACCAAGAGGAUCAAAACACAGGAGGAGAAGGAUAAAGAAGAGGAAGAUUAUGUGGAGUGGCUGAAAGGCCAGGCAGAACUCGAGGGUGCGGAGGAGGUGAAGGACAUGAAAUAUUUAAAAGACUACUGGAAUGACCCAGAGCUGGAUGAAAAGGAGCGUUUCCUGAGGGAUUACGUGCUAAACAAGGGCUACCUAGAUGACGAUGACGACGAUGAUGAACGGAUCCCAACCUACGAUGAGGUGGUCCAGGAUGACGUGGAGGAUUCCGAGGAGGAGGGGGAGACUUUCUUAGAGCGCCAGGAGAACUUUGAGAGGAGCUACAACUUCCGCUUUGAAGAGCCCGAUUCUCAAGAGGUCAAGACCUACCCCCGAAAUAUCGCCACCUCUGUGCGCACCAAGGACGACCGCAGGAAACGCAAAAGGGAGGAAAUUAAAGAAAGGAAGCAAAAGGAGAAAGAACAGAAGCAGGAGCAGCUGAAGCAGUUGAAGAACCUGAAGAGGAAAGAGAUUAUGGAGAAGCUGAAGAAGCUCCAGGAGCUGACGGGGAACGAGCAGCUUGCUUUCGAUCAAGCCGACCUCGACGGAGACUUCGAUCCAAAACAGCACGACCAGCUCAUGCAGAAAUUCUUUGGAGACGAAUACUACGGAGAGGAGGAGGAUGAGAAGCCUCAGUUUGAGGACGAUGAUGAGCUGGAGGAGCACUGGAACUGGGACACUUGGACCGGAGAGGAGGACUACGGCGAGGAGUAUGAUAGAGAGGAGUACAGUGCUGCUGAACCCUACUGCGAGGAUCAAGACUUUAAUAUGGAUGCAGACUAUGACCCCAGUCAGCAAACAGUUUCCAAGAAGAAGAAGAAAAAGGAGAGGAAGAUGAUGAAGAAGGAGGAUCUGCCUCAAAUGGGCAAGAAAAAAAAGAAGUCUCGCUUUGCAGAGGUCAUCACCAAGAACAAACCUGUGUUUGAUCCUCAGGAGAAGACCUUCGAGCAGUACUUGGACGAGUACUACAAGCUGGACUACGAGGACGUCAUCGAUGACCUCCCGUGCAGGUUUCGCUACAGGCAGGUGGUGCCCAAUGACUUUGGCCUGACCACAGAUGAGAUUAUAAAGGCUAAUGACAAGGAGCUGAACCGCUGGUGCUCUCUGAGGAAGACGUGCAUGUUCAGGUCUGAAAAGGAAGAGCUGAGCGAUCUGAAGAACUACAAAAUCAAGGCUCAGAAUGACAGGAAGAAGAGAGAAAUCCUUAGCUCUGUGUAUCUGGAAGACGAUGAAGAUGUGAUUGAGGCCAAGACAAAGGUGGGCAAGAAGCGAAGAGAUCGUCUGAAGAACACUGAGAAGCAAAACACAGAAGCAGAGGAUGGUAGUGCAGUCCCCCCUGUGGACUCUACAGAACAGACUCUUGUUCAGGCUCUUCAGGAGGCCGGGGAUGCCAUUGAGGACGAGGAGGAGAUUCUGAUUCCCAAGAAAAAGAAACAUAAAGGAGAACCCCAGAUUACAGAGGAGGCGGUGGCAGCAGCUAAACCAGAAGAAGUGAAAAAUGGGACUGAGAGACCGAAAUGGUCUAAGAAGAAGCACAAGCAUUCAGGUGGCCGUGUCCUCUCAGGAAGAAUCGGGGUGAAGAUAGGAGGCCGGGAGUUCAGUAGGCAGAGACUGAAGGCCUACGGCCUGAACCCCAAGAGAUUGUACUUCAGACAGCUCGGCAGACAAAAACGAAAGGCUCAGGAGAAGAAGGAGAAGCAGAAAAACAAAGAGUGAUGACAGCUCUGCCACUGUUUCAGAUACAAUCCUUCAUAAUCAUGGUGUGAAAUACAGUAUGGAGAAAAAUGGCAAACUUUCCCAAUGUUUCACUUCUUCACAUUGACCCUUUUGACUGUAUAAUGUAAAUAAAAUGUGUAUUAAAUGGUAGCUA